Molecule: messenger RNA, 558 nt
Organism: Malus domestica (apple)
Lineage: Eukaryota; Viridiplantae; Streptophyta; Magnoliopsida; Rosales; Rosaceae
Product: putative invertase inhibitor
Biological process (GO): negative regulation of catalytic activity
Molecular function (GO): pectinesterase inhibitor activity
Source: RefSeq, a predicted model, not a curated record
AUGGCUUCUGCUUCAUUCCCAGGUGUUCCAGUAUUACUGGUUCUCUUCUUCCUCGUGAUCAAUAUCACUCCAUCGUUGACUCAAGACACCGAACAACUGAUCGAGCGUAUCUGCAGGCAAAUGGAGCAGUAUGGAUUUUGCAGCCAAACCUUUAAAGAAAACCUGAAGUCUCCUAAUGCUGAUAUCUUGGCCCUCACCCAGAUUACCGUAGAGCGUGCUUUAGACAAUGCCACCCAAACACACGACUUCAUUAGGCAACUGCUUGAAAGCACAACCGACACAGCACUCAAAAGCGCUCUGGAAACAUGCGAGUAUAGUUACCGUUUGGUGAUGGAGGCGUUUCAAUCGGCUGCGGUGGCGUUUUUCCAGAAGGAUUACGACAGCGUAGAGAAGUCUGAGAGUGGGACGCCGAGAGCAGAAGCUAGCUGCGCAGACUCACUGAGCAAGAUGCCGCCAAAUACUGCGAACCCACUGACUGAGAGAAAUAAUCAGAUGAGGAUUCUACUUGCCAUGGCUUUGGUUUCAGUGCAUGAACUAAAGUCUACCCAGAACAACUAG